Dendroctonus ponderosae (mountain pine beetle) is the source of this 1898-nucleotide messenger RNA. Its product is annotated as nuclear valosin-containing protein-like. Gene Ontology annotation, biological process: ribosome biogenesis. Gene Ontology annotation, molecular function: ATP binding; RNA binding; ATP hydrolysis activity. The record is from RefSeq and is a predicted model, not a curated record. Lineage: Eukaryota; Metazoa; Arthropoda; Insecta; Coleoptera; Curculionidae. Gene Ontology annotation, cellular component: nucleus.
UUAACCGGCAACUUGACGCUGUCCCCCGACUUUGAUUUUGAAAAAAUCGCCAAGUACACCCCGGGCUACGUUGGUGCCGACCUUCUGUCGCUAACCCGCGAAGCUGCCAUUUCGGCUGUUAACAGGGUUUUCAACGCCGUUAAGGAACAGCACAGGCUAAACCAGGCCCUGGCGGCCCAACGAGCUGCAGAGGAGCAGCGCAAUGCUUUGCAACUGGCCAAGCAGCGGGCUGAGGAGCUGGCGGAACACCAGCGAGCCGCUCGAAACGUGCUUGCCAGCAGCGAGAAAGAGGAGGAAAUUGUGGUGGACGACGAUAUUCCCAACUCAGUUGACUCGAAAGGGAAGCAACUUUCCUCGUUGGAUACAGUAGUUGUAUUGGACGACAGCGAAGAACCUGCAGCUAGAGACGAAUCUAUCGAGGACACGCCUGCUCUGGACGCUGCCCAAACACCGGCCGCCCAAUUGCCUGUUGAGAUCGAGCCCGAUAUUAUCGUGGAAGAAGAGUCGCUGCCCCUUCAAGAGCCGAUGCCAGUGGAUGAAGUCAAGCCGCUUUCCACUCUGGAAGAGCUGCAACUGUGGCUGCGCGAAAAGAUCCCAAUCAGCGACGAUCAGCUGCAGAAUCUUUGCAUUACAAUGGACGAUUUCGGAGAGGCUCUGAAAAAAGUUCAGCCAUCAGCCAAGCGGGAGGGUUUUGCAACCGUCCCAGACACCACCUGGGACGAUGUGGGGUCCCUCAGGAAUAUCCGGGAGGAACUGCAAAUGGCCAUUCUGGCUCCCGUUCGGCACGUGGAGAAAUUCGAAGCUUUGGGCAUGUGCGUGCCGACUGGCGUUUUACUCUGCGGCCCGCCGGGAUGCGGAAAAACGCUCUUGGCCAAAGCCAUCGCCAACGAAGCGGGCAUUAACUUCAUCUCGGUUAAAGGCCCAGAACUACUAAACAUGUAUGUUGGUGAAAGCGAACGGGCUGUUAGAGUGUGUUUUGACCGCGCCAGGAAUUCGGCGCCUUGCGUCAUUUUCUUUGAUGAAUUGGACGCUUUGUGCCCGAAGAGGUCGGAUUCGAGAGAGGGAGGAUCAACAAUGCGUGUAGUGAACCAAUUGUUGACUGAAAUGGACGGUGUGAGCAGCAGAAAAGGGGUCUAUCUGCUAGCUGCCAGUAAUCGUCCGGACAUCAUCGAUCCGGCGGUUUUGAGGCCUGGACGUCUGGAUAAGAUCCUCUAUGUGGGGCUGCCGUCGCGCAAGGACCGAGUGGAUAUCCUGAGGGCCAUUACAAAGAACGGGACUCAGCCCAAGCUGGAUGAAGACGUGGAUCUUGAAAGCAUCGGCACUUCGGAGCAAGUUAAAGGCUACACUGGAGCUGAUUUGGCUGCUUUGGUGCGUGAAGCCUCCACUCUAGCCCUUAAAGAGUUUAUCAUCGCAGAUAGCGCGAGCAAGCCUUUGAUGGUGUCCAGUCGGCACUUUAUCGCUGCCACUGAGAAGAUCAGGCCGUCAGUCACUGAAAAAGACCAAAAACACUACGAAAAACUCAGAAGGAUGUACACUGCUGUGCCCGAACAAGCCGAAGUAGAGGAAAUGGAAUAUUCACAUUAGGAGUUUUGUGCACAUGCGAAUGCAUACAUAGAGACCACUAUUACUAACGCAAGACCCGCUUGACAUCAAUAACAGCAUCUACUUGAAACUAAAACGGUUUCAAAACACAUCAAUACCGAAUUGGCUUUCGAAAGUCCCACUGUGGGCUAUUGUCCAGCCGACUGAAAACAAAUUAAUUAGUACAAUUAUUAGGGAUGUGAAAGCUGGCGAUUUUUGUUCUCAGAUGGUGGGCAAAUGUUAAAUCAAAACCAUGUAUUUUUUUUUAAGUAUUUGUGUGUAAUUUUUUUAAUAAACGGUUCAGUUUGGUUGAUAAA